UUUGAAAUUUACGUUCAGUUAGAAUUGUGAAUGCUUUCAAUUCACACUGAGUUCGCAAAUUAAACGGAAGCGUGUGUAAAUAAAAAUGACUGGAAACACCGAUGAUUUCAAUGCCGACGAACUACAGGCGCCGGAAUGGGUGAACAAUGAUUUCUUCUUGAAGGUGUUGACGAACUGUGAGCAAAAAMCMAGCAAAAUAGAAAUUGUGAAUGUGAACAUCUCACCAGCUUCCGUGAAGGGUGAUCACUAYGCAAGCAUCAUCUUUCGCGCGCAACUGGAAUAUCGAGUGAAUGGUGUGCACAAAACUAAAUCUGUGGUCUUGAAAACUAUGCCGGAAAGCGAUGGCCAUAAAAAGGAGAUGCUAGGCAAGACGGAUAUUUUUGAAAAGGAAAUAAGCAUGUAUACUAAGAUUCUACCGCGUUUCGAAAAGAUUCUACGCGACGUUGGCGAUAAUACAAUGCUGAAAGUACCGUGUUUAUACAGCGCUUUGACGCCCAAGCAAGUGAUUGUCUUCGAAGACCUAGUGGCCGCCGGUUAUGAGGUGGUGCGCGAUCGAACUCUUACCAUGAACGAAGUGAAAGCGGCCUAUUCUACGUUAGCCAAGUGGCAUGCCAUCAGCUACAAAAUCAAUCUAGAGGAACCACAGUUUUUUGACGAAUUUCAGCGUGGCAUAUUCAGCACGUCGAACUUAGCAGAGCCAUUUAUGUCAACUGGUAUAGAAAAUUUCAUAGAUCUACUGAGAAAAACGCCUUCUUUACAGGCUUAUUUACCAUAUUUUGAGAAAUUGAAGCCCAAACUCUUAGAAAGUUGUCGUCAAAGUUAUGCCGAGUACCGUGAGUCGCCGAAAGAGGGUGCAUGCUAUGUUCUCUGUCAUGGUGAUUUUCAUGACAAAAACUUGAUGUUUAAACAUCACAAGGAAAGCGAUGACAUGGUCAAUGUUAUGCUGUUAGACUUCCAAAUUUGCUACGUGGGUCCGAAUGUGAAUGAUUUGAUAUAUUCCAUCUAUUGUAUGUUGGAUGAGAAGUUACGAUUAGAUUUUCCAGCACUGCUGUACUAUUACUACACCGUUUUCAAAGACACUCUAGCCAGUAUCGGUUUUAAGGGUACUUCACCGUCACUUUUGCAGAUGAGGAAAGAACAUAUGCGUCAUAAAGACUUGGAACUGUUUCUCUUGGUGACAUUUUUGCCCAUGUGGCACGCUCUCAAUGAGAAGGGUAACGUGGAAAAUAUCAUGACAUCCGACGAAUAUCGUCGCUCUAUGUACGAUUCAGUGGAAUACGUAAAGUAUGUGGAGCAUAUUUUACCUCAGUACUUGCAUCUAGGCUAUUUGGAGGAUUAUUUAAAGCUACAUUCGUUUAUCCGCAGAACGCAAACUACGCACAGCGAUCGACAAGUAAACAGUGACUGGCAUUUUAGAGAUAAUAUGGCACCUAAAGCCGAGGAAUACAACGAGGAUGAGCUGCAGCCGCCACAAUGGUUAGAUAGUGCGUUUUUUACGCAAGUGUUGCAGAAUUGUGAGCAAAACGCAAGUGAUGUGGUGUUGAAAAGCUUCAAACUCACUCCAGCCACUGUUAAAGGUGACCACUAUGCCAGCAUAAUGUUUCGUGCAUUGACGGAGUAUCGGUUAGGUGAUGUAGAGAAAAGCAAAUCGAUGAUCAUAAAAACAAUGCCAGAGGUGGAGGGCACCAAAAAAGAUAUGUUGGAGAAAUUUGACAUAUUCGAGAUUGAGAUUGGCAUGUAUACGCAGGUACUGCCACGCUUCGAAAAGCAACUGCGUGAUAUUGGUGAUAACACAACGUUGAAAGCACCUGUACUCUAUCAUGCGUUAUCUCCACACAAACUCAUCGUAUUUGAGGAUAUCGUGCCACUGGGCUACAAUGUAAUGCGCGGACGUUUUGCGAAUGAGGACGAAGUAAAAGCCGCUUACGCCAAACUAGCCAAAUGGCACGCAAUCAGUUACAAAAUAAUAAAAGAGGAACCACACUACUUCGAUGAAUAUCGCCACAGUUUCUUCUCGCAGGACAGUAUUAGGGAAAAUCCAUUCUUCAUGAACGGUACGAAAACGUUUUUGGAAUUUGUGCAAAAAACACCAGAGUUGCAGGAAUAUUUACCAACUUUUGAGAAACUUUUGGAGAAAGUGGAUCUACUCGAUGAGGCUGUUGCUUCCUAUAACGAAUAUCGAGUGGCGCCGGUUGAUAACGCUUACUAUGUGCUCAAUCAUGGUGAUUUCCAUUCGAAAAAUAUGAUGUACAAGCAUAAUCCAGAUACCGGAAAAUUUGAAGACGUUAUGCUCUUGGACUAUCAGUUUUCCCAUGUUGGUCCAAUAACCAGUGAUUUGGUGUACUCCAUAUUCAUGUUGUUAGAUGAUAAGUUGCGUCCACGUACAGCUGAAUUCCUGCAUUACUACUUCACUAUUUUCAAGGAAACUCUUGAGAAAAUAGGAUACGACGGCCCUUUACCGAGACUGGUCAAAUUUCGGGAGCACUUGUUCCGUCACAGAUACACAGAAUUGCUGAUGAUGAUGCUAUUUCUGCCGAUGUGGCCUAAAUUUUGUCGCGGAGAUUUGUCACCAGAUUUGCUGAUAACCGACAAAGAGUACACUCUUAAGAUUUAUGACAAAGAGUACCUCGACGAGCUGCUGCGGAUUAUUCCGAACUAUUUGCAUUUGGGUUAUCUUGAUGUUUAGCUGAAAACUUGAAGUAAGUUUCUUUAAGGUGACAAAGAUGUGAAGCAUUUAAGUGCAAGUUAGCGUUAUUUUUAUAAGUACUGCCAUUGCAGGAGAUGUGAUUCAAGCAAUACAGCUGUUAAAGGGUCAGUGGGCUAAUCUGGCCUGUUUUUUUGACAUUUUUUUUCCAUAGAAAUUUUUAUGCUACAAUAGAACCUUUUCCAUAUAUCAUGAGGUAUAUCGUGGAGUGAGUAAACAAAAUUUUUCGAAAUUUUUUGAUAACAGCUGUCGGAGAAAUGGCUGGGUGAAUGAGAUGCAUUUUUUCACUGGCAUUGAAAUACAAAAACCCAAUUUGUUCUUAAAAACUACAUGAGUGGUUAUCGUCCCUACAAGAAUCAUGAAAAUUGUUGAUGAACAACAAAGUAAUCAACGUUUUUUUUUUUAAUUUUUCUCAAUUUUUGUUUACAAAAAUUUUGUCAUAAUAUUGUCAGUAAAUUAUA
Messenger RNA from Bactrocera latifrons, 3165 nucleotides. RefSeq lists its product as uncharacterized. The transcript is spliced from 8 exons. Lineage: Eukaryota; Metazoa; Arthropoda; Insecta; Diptera; Tephritidae. Bases 86 to 2686 code for a protein of 866 amino acids. The record is from RefSeq and is a predicted model, not a curated record.